Molecule: messenger RNA, 1775 nt
Organism: Aricia agestis (brown argus)
Lineage: Eukaryota; Metazoa; Arthropoda; Insecta; Lepidoptera; Lycaenidae
Product: acid sphingomyelinase-like phosphodiesterase 3a
Exons: 10
Coding region: 146-1528 (460 amino acids)
Molecular function (GO): hydrolase activity
Source: RefSeq, a predicted model, not a curated record
ACUGAGCGGACGCGCGCGUAGUGACAGUGAAAUGAACGAGUGCUCCAAACUUGUGAUUAAAUUUCUCUGGACAUGUUAUGAGUGAUUUCGUCACUUCUGAGUUUGUUUAGAUUUCCCUGGAAAAUGACCUAAGUCAGCCACCACGAUGAAGACAGUCAACUUGAUAUUGACACUGAUAAGUGUCUUCUCCUUUACCUGCACCCACGCCAAAAUAGGAUACUUUUGGCACAUAACAGACUUCCACUACGACCCGCUCUACACAUCACAAGGAGACACUAGAAGACAUUGUCGCAAAGCCGACGAGCGCGGCAGCUCCGGCCACCAUCGAGCGCUGGGCCGCUUUGGGGACUACUCCUGUGACAGCUCGCUGGAGCUGAUUGAGUCCGCGCUGCGAUACAUGCGCACGCGCCACUCAGAAAACGUAGAGUUCGUGCUAUGGACAGGUGACAUAAUAGCCGCACGAUACAACGUCAACGAGGACGAGAGGUACCAGGCUAUCAGGAACAUGACGGAGCUGCUGCGUAUGACGUUCAGCUCGCACUUCGUGUUCCCAGUGCUGGGACACACGGACCCGGCGCCGUCCGAGAGACUGACCAACCUUUGGAGUCAUUGGCUACCGAUGGAGGCUCUGCAGACUUUGAAAAACGGUGGCUACUACACGAUAGAGCAAUCGCAUAGCAAGCUGCGUAUCGUCGCACUCAACACCAACCUGUUCAGCGUGAGGGAAGCCAGCAGCGCCCACGCGCGACGACAAUGGGAAUGGCUGGAUGCCGUGCUGGAGAAGGCCACGGCCAACAGUGAGAUGGUGUACAUAGUGGGUCACGCGGCGCCUGGCUCGGACUCGCGGUACAACGUGCACUCAGUUGAAGCCAACGUGAAAUACCUGCGGACGGUGCGCCGGUACGCCCGGAUUAUCGCCGGACAGUUCUUCGGACACCUCCACGUCGACACCUUCAGGGUUAUAUAUGAUAAAGAACAACCGGUAUCGUGGGCACUGCUGGCGCCGUCCGUGAGUCCGCACCGCGACCCCGCCGGCUCCUCCAACCCCGGCCUCAGGCUCUACAAGUUCGACACUGACACUGGAAAGGUAUUGGAUUACACACAAUUCUAUUUGGACUUGGCUGCGGCGAACCGCGCGGGUGCUACCACGGCCACGGGCGGAGCGGAGUGGGUAGCGGAAUACAACCUCACGCAGUACUACGGCCUUCGAGAUGUAUCAGCGGAAUCGCUACAUAACCUCGCUGAUAAACUUCGAAUAGGCAUGCCUCAUGAAAUGACUAGCUUUUACAAGUAUCUUCGAGCGUAUAGUGUGAAGCAUGAUAAUACUGACAGCUGUGAUGGAGCUUGCGCGCACCAGCAUUUCUGCGCAAUCACCUGCUUAGAGCACAUUGCGUACCGGCAAUGUGUAGAGGCCGCGGCUAGCGCCCUCGCCGCAUCGGGACGCUCCGCCCCGCUGAUCGCUCCGCUUAUCAAUAUGAUUCUCAUCCUUAUUACCUUUAUUAUGGUUAGUUACGUGGAUUAUAAUUAAAUGGCGAAUUAGGGUAAGUGUGCUUAAAAUAUAAUCAUAAAUGUUGUAACUUUUUUUACCUACGUAAAAGCUGGUGUGAUACUACACGAAAUAUUUGAAUUUUAAACAUAAGUAACCUUGCUCGGUAAGACUUCAUAUUACAUGUGUAAAUUGCUCAGUUGGCGGAAUGUGAUACAUUCAUUGUAAGAUGUACGUAAUAUUGUAUCUUGUGUUGGUCCUCUCCUGUAUUAAAUAAUAUUGCUUAAGU